Messenger RNA from Pelobates fuscus (common spadefoot toad), 1469 nucleotides. It is a transcript of the gene HSPBP1, whose product is annotated as HSPA (Hsp70) binding protein 1. Bases 386 to 1360 code for a protein of 324 amino acids. Gene Ontology annotation, molecular function: adenyl-nucleotide exchange factor activity. Gene Ontology annotation, cellular component: endoplasmic reticulum. The transcript is spliced from 9 exons. The record is from RefSeq and is a predicted model, not a curated record. Lineage: Eukaryota; Metazoa; Chordata; Amphibia; Anura; Pelobatidae.
UGUCUGAAAAGAGCACGAUUGGAGUGGUUUCCAUUAGAAGAGAAUCUGAACAGAUAUGAAACACAACACUUAACGAGUUUAUUCCCUAACUUGCUUUACACAAAGAAGCCAUUACAAGAAAAGGCAACCAUAAAGCUAGCAAAGGGUCCAGCAGAUGGCGCAGUAUUUACAAAACAGCGUUAAUCUAGAAACAAACGGAAGGAGGAAGAAGAUUCUGGAAGUGACUGGAAAUAAUCAGGCACUUUAUAUACAGUAUACAGAGCUUGCUUGCUGUCUGAGAAUAAGACUGACUGACAGAGGAUCGGGGUUCCCACAGCAGAAGGCAGGAUCCAAGGAGUAUCUGAUCAAAAUAAUUUAUCUAGAAAGCCAAAGAUAAGGAUUUGCCAUGGCUGAUGGAGGGAAUGAGGGAAGGCCGCAUCGGCAAAAUCUUCAGGGACUGCUUCAUAUGGCCAUAGAAGCUGGCACAGAAUCCGACUCCACAAACCAGAUGGGACAGAUGUCUGAAGAGAGGAGACAAUGGCUCCAGGAAGCAAUGAGCAGCGCUUUUGCAGGCCAGGCAGAUGAGGUUCAGCAAAUGAAAGAAUGUAUUCAGGAAUUGAGCAACGAGACAAGUGGAGAGGAUCAGGAGGAACGGAAGGAGCAGGCUCUGGAGCUGCUAGCUGACCUCUGUGAAAACCUUGACAAUGCUGCUGAUUUUUGCAAGUUGGGUGGUAUGCAUUUGUUGCUGAGUUGCUAUUUGAAUUGCCCGGAGGAAGGACUGCGCUGGAGAGCUGCUGACCUGAUUGGCAUUUGCAGUCAGAAUGUGCAACUUGUUCAGGAGACUGCGCUGAGCCUUGGAGCUGUGAAUAAACUCUUGAAAUUGGUGGACCUUGACAAAAAUGAAGCGGUCAGGAUAAAGUCCCUUUUUGCCAUUUCAUGCUUGGUACGGGAGCAGGAAGCUGGUCUUACGGAGUUUGUAAACUUGGAUGGGUUCUCUGUGUUAAUGCGUGCCAUGCAAAGCAACGUGCUCAAGCUGAAAGUUAAAUCUGCUUUCUUAUUGCAGAACUUACUGCUUAGUCACCCAGAGCAUAAAGAGACGCUGUGGUCCAUGGGAAUGAUACAGCAGCUGAUUUCUUUGCUUCACACAGAACACAGCCCUUUCCAUGAACAUGUGCUAUCAGCCCUCUGCAGUUUGGUAACAGAUUUCCCAAGGGGAGUGACUGAAUGCCGUACCCCUGAUUUAGCUUUUGAAGACUUCCUUAAAGACCGAUGUCAACUGAUACAAAAACAAGAGGAGUUUCAGGAAGAAUUGGAAUUUUGUGAGCGCCUUCUAAAGAUUUGUUUCCAGAACGUUUCAGAUGACAAUAAUAUGGACCGGUGAUGAAAUUUACCUAAUUAUUGGUAAAUUACAAAGAAAAAAAUAGAGCAUGCCUGACAUUUAGAAAUGGCUCAAUCUGGACACUCUUUGUUUCAAAAGAGUAGUCUGGGAU